CUGUGUGUGAAAGUAUUUGCUCCUCCUGUCCAGUGAGAGGCGCCCGAGCUCUGAACACAGCCGGGCAGAAACAGCAGCGAAUAAUAAAGCACCAUGGGUCAAAACCAGAGUGGAGGACAUGGGCCUGGAGGCGGAAAGAAAGACGAUAAAGAUAAGAAAAAGAAGUAUGAGCCUCCAAUCCCCACUAGAGUUGGAAAGAAGAAAAAGAGGACAAAGGGGCCUGAUGCUGCUAGCAAGCUGCCUUUAGUCACCCCCCACACACAGUGCAGACUAAAGCUACUGAAGCAGGAGAGGAUCAAGGAUUAUCUUCUGAUGGAGGAGGAGUUUAUCAGAAACCAAGAACAGAUGAAGCCACUGGAGGAGAAACAGGAGGAAGAGAGGUCAAAAGUUGAUGAUCUGAGGGGUACACCGAUGUCAGUAGGAACCCUUGAAGAGAUCAUUGAUGACAACCACGCCAUAGUGUCUACGUCGGUCGGCUCAGAGCACUACGUUAGCAUCCUGUCCUUUGUAGAUAAAGACCUUCUUGAACCAGGCUGUUCUGUUUUACUAAACCACAAGGUACAUGCAGUGAUUGGUGUGCUGAUGGAUGACACGGAUCCUUUGGUCACUGUGAUGAAAGUAGAAAAAGCCCCUCAGGAAACGUAUGCUGAUAUUGGAGGACUGGACAACCAGAUUCAAGAGAUCAAGGAGUCUGUUGAGCUUCCUCUUACACACCCGGAGUAUUAUGAGGAGAUGGGAAUAAAACCCCCUAAAGGAGUCAUUCUCUAUGGACCACCAGGCACAGGAAAGACCCUGUUGGCUAAGGCUGUGGCUAAUCAGACAUCUGCCACAUUCUUGAGGGUGGUGGGCUCAGAGCUGAUUCAGAAGUACCUGGGUGAUGGUCCCAAACUGGUCCGAGAGCUCUUCAGAGUGGCAGAGGAACAUGCUCCUUCCAUAGUCUUCAUUGAUGAGAUUGAUGCAAUAGGAACAAAGAGGUAUGACUCAAAUUCUGGUGGAGAGAGGGAGAUUCAGAGGACCAUGCUGGAACUCUUGAACCAACUGGAUGGAUUUGAUUCCCGUGGAGAUGUUAAGGUUAUCAUGGCUACUAACCGAAUAGAGACUCUUGACCCUGCAUUAAUUCGUCCAGGAAGAAUCGAUCGCAAGAUAGAAUUCCCGUUGCCAGAUGAAAAGACCAAGCGCAGAAUUUUCCAGAUCCACACAAGCAGGAUGACUGUGGCUGAUGACGUAACGCUGGAUGACCUUAUACUGGCUAAAGAUGAUCUUUCAGGCGCUGAUAUAAAGGCCAUUUGCACAGAGGCAGGUCUUAUGGCCUUGCGUGAGCGGAGGAUGAAGGUGACGAAUGAGGACUUCAAGAAGUCCAAAGAGAAUGUUCUGUACAAGAAACAGGAAGGGACCCCAGAGGGCCUCUAUCUUUAACUCUGCAUGGCCUGCCAGGCUCCUGCCCUUCCAAACUAAAAACACAUUUUUUUUUUAUGUUACGUUUACUUCUGUUUGAGCCAGCUGUUUUUUCACUCUUGUGCAAAUAAAAGUAUUUCAUUUCCAGAG
This is a messenger RNA of Astyanax mexicanus (Mexican tetra), 1545 nucleotides long. It is a transcript of the gene psmc1a, whose product is annotated as proteasome 26S subunit, ATPase 1a. Bases 94 to 1416 code for a protein of 440 amino acids. The transcript is spliced from 11 exons. Gene Ontology annotation, molecular function: proteasome-activating activity; ATP binding; ATP hydrolysis activity. NCBI's taxonomy places the organism in Eukaryota, Metazoa, Chordata, Actinopteri, Characiformes, Acestrorhamphidae. Gene Ontology annotation, cellular component: proteasome regulatory particle, base subcomplex. The record is from RefSeq and is a predicted model, not a curated record. Gene Ontology annotation, biological process: proteasome-mediated ubiquitin-dependent protein catabolic process.